UAAACCCAGAACUAUUUUUCCCGCGAGAUUAACAACUCUCACUCUGUCUCUCUCACUGUAACACCCACAAACAAUAUUCCAGAAGUUUCUUCUUCUCAAAACUGUUACGCUGAAACCCAAACCAAAGAAAUCACUCUGCAAUCUACUAACCCCAGUACUAAAUUCAUCAAAAUAAUCCCAAAUCAAAACCCUAAAAUCAAGUUCAAAAUUCAAAUGGAUUUCUGGAAAAUGCAGGAUACCCAGAUUGUGGAUAUGAAGGGAUUCGACGAUAAUGGCGUCGAUGAAGUAACAGGGGAAAAACAGAGGAUUCCAUUCUUUGGGUCAAUGUCGAAGAACAAGGAGACUACUUGGGUCAUCUCAUUGUUCGUUUUUGUUCAUCUUGUCGUGUUUUUUUGUACGAUGAUUGUCAAUAAUUGCUUGAGUAACUCGCAUGGAGAUUGUGCUUUGAUGUUCUUUCAGCCUCUUCAUGAGAACCCUCUUCUUGGUCCUUCUUCUUCUGCGUUGGAUAGGAUGGGAGCGCUUCGUAGAAUACAUUUGACAAACAUCCAUGGAGUAUGGCGCCUCUUCACCUCCCCUUUGCUUCAUGCUGGUGUAUUUCACCUAUUCAUCAGCCUCUCGAGUGCUAUCUACAUAGGGAUUAAUCUGGAACAGAAAUAUGGACCAUCGAGGACUGGGAUCAUCUUCAUAUUGUCGGUCAUCACUGGUAGUUUGAUGGCCACACUCUUUGUCCAAAAUAGACCUGAUGUUUCCUCUUCAGCUGCUCUAUUUGGCUUGAUCGGUGCUUCCUUUUCUGGGCUUAUUCGAGACUGGAAAUCUUUCAGCAAUAAGUUUCAGGCUGUGAUGGCACUGCUCUUGGUCUUUGCAGUGAACUUCGCUCUUGGGAUGCUACCCUUUAUCGAUAACUUCUCAAACAUUGCAGGAUUUAUGGCAGGAUCCCUUCUUGGGUAUGUCCUGUUUUUCUCUCCGCAACUUAGGAAGCCAGCUUUACAUAAAGGUUUAUUUGAUUAUGGUGUGAAGAAGUCUGUGGCAUUGAAGGAUAAGUUGGGCAGACCAACGUUAAGGAUUGUCUGUCUUCUCCUGUUUCUCCUCAUGGUAGCUGGCCUCAUUGUAGCAGCUCUCAGCAGCAUUGAUAUAAAUAAAUACUGCAGUUGGUGCCACUUCGUUGAUUGUGUGCCUUCAAAAAUGUGGAUUUGUGAUAGCAAAUCUUCAUUCUGUAAGACUACUGAACUCAGGGGGCAGAUGGUUAUAAGGUGCUUGCAAAGUGACAAACUCAAGAUCUUGCCUUACACAGGCAUCUCAGCUACAAGAUUGGAGGAAUUAUGCAGUAUGAUUUGCUCUUAGUACAGACUUGGAGAUUGCUUAUGCUGAUCCAAUAUAUUCUGCAGUUUUGAUUGCACAUCAAGUGUGAUAGGCUAUUGUACCUCAAUAUUAGAAAACAAAACUACAAGCUAAGUAGUGUAUCAAUGUAUGUUCAUAUCCUGUAAAUCAGUCCAAUGCUUUUUCUUUGCAUAGAAGCAGCAACAAGUGAUGUAGUGAAAUCAGAUUUUUGAGGAAAAUGUAUCGAAAUUUUGCUGUAUAGAAUUGUAUAUUCUCAAGAAUAUUGUUACAAGUUGAAGAAGCUAAGGCAAAUUCAAACUCUAAUGAUGCCUGCUGACAGAUACUAUGGUAGCUUAGUUAACUACUGAUACUACAAUACAUUAUCUUUCAAUUAAAAAAAAAAAAAUUACUACAAUACAUUAUGCUUUCUUGCAGAAAAAACCUUCAUCUUUUCUUUUCCAGAGUUCAAGUACGUGACAAGCUUAUUAAUAAAUUGCUAAUCUAUAUUAUCAACUAAUAAUCGCCCCGGCUAGUAUGCCGUUUCAACAAUUCUUGUUCGAUCUUUGUUUCGCUUGCCCUAGAUCGCGAUCAUCUAGUAUGCCGUUUCAACAAUUCUUGUUCGAUCUUUGUUUCGCUUGCCCUAGAUCGCGAUCAUCUUGACGUACCAUUAACAACCAACUAUUUUUUGGGACGUACUCUUCAUCCCUCUAAAAUCUUUAAGCUUCCCUUUUUGCUUUCUUUGAAUAGGUUGUGUAGGAAGAUCAUUCAAACCAAUCAAACAUGUUUUCUUUCUUACAUUUUGGCAUUUCAUGUACCCUUCUUGCAACUUCCGCUUUGUAUUCUCCAAUUUCUUGCAAUAUGAC
This is a messenger RNA of Chenopodium quinoa (quinoa), 2180 nucleotides long. RefSeq names its product RHOMBOID-like protein 8. Gene Ontology annotation, cellular component: membrane. The transcript is spliced from 6 exons. Gene Ontology annotation, biological process: proteolysis. The record is from RefSeq and is a predicted model, not a curated record. Bases 214 to 1341 code for a protein of 375 amino acids. Lineage: Eukaryota; Viridiplantae; Streptophyta; Magnoliopsida; Caryophyllales; Amaranthaceae. Gene Ontology annotation, molecular function: serine-type endopeptidase activity.